This is a messenger RNA of Jatropha curcas, 2964 nucleotides long. RefSeq names its product PLAT/LH2 domain-containing lipoxygenase family protein (gene LOX6). Lineage: Eukaryota; Viridiplantae; Streptophyta; Magnoliopsida; Malpighiales; Euphorbiaceae. Gene Ontology annotation, molecular function: protein binding; metal ion binding; oxidoreductase activity, acting on single donors with incorporation of molecular oxygen, incorporation of two atoms of oxygen. Gene Ontology annotation, biological process: lipid oxidation. The record is from RefSeq and is a predicted model, not a curated record.
AUGUAUACAGUGAAACAACUAUCUCCUUUGAAGUCAAAGAUCAAUUCCCGGCGAUCACCGGCGGUAGGAGUCGCCGGAAACAACGGUGUUAAGCUAACGACUCGAGUGCCGGUUUCACGCGUCAAUUAUGGUAGUUCAAUCCGAGCAGCGAUAAGUAGCGAAGACAAGACUGUAGAGUCUGCCAAGUCUAAUAAUAAUGAAAUAAGAGGGCGAUCAGUGUUGUCUUCUUCUUUGGAUGAGAAAAAAGGAAGAGGAAUUGAUGUAAGAGCUGUCAUUACUAUAAGGAAGAAAAUGAAAGAAAAGAUCAAUGAAAAAUUUGAUGAUCAAUGGGAGUAUUUUGUUAAUGGCAUUGGUCAAGGGAUUUUAAUUCAACUUAUUAGUGAAGAAAUUGAUCCUGUGACCAACUCAGGAAAGAGUGUGAAGUCUACUGUGAGAGGCUGGUUGCCAAAGCCAUCAAACCAUGCUCAUAUUAUUGAAUAUGCAGCUGAUUUCACAGUCCCGUAUGAUUUUGGUAAUCCAGGAGCUGUUCUUAUUACCAAUCUUCAUGGAAAAGAAUUCUACUUGGUGGAGAUUGUUAUUCAUGGCUUUGAUGGAAGUCCUUUUUUCUUUUCUGCAAAUACAUGGAUCCAUUCCCAAAAAGAUAACCCUGAAAGUAGAAUUAUCUUUAGAAAUCAAGCAUAUUUGCCAUCACAAACACCUCCUGGCAUUAAAGAUCUCCGGCAUGAAGACUUGCUUAGCAUUCGUGGUAAUGGAAAAGGCAAGAGAAAGCCUUAUGAUAGAAUUUAUGAUUAUGCUACUUAUAAUGAUUUAGGUAAUCCUGAUAAGGAUGAAGAUCUUGCUAGGCCGGUUGUCGGUGGUAGUAAAGAUUUGCCUUAUCCUCGGCGUUGUAGAACUGGCAGGCCUCCAACCAAGACUGAUCCACUUUCUGAAAGUAGGAUUGAGAAGCCACGUCCAGUGUAUGUUCCUCGAGAUGAAACUUUCGAGGAAAUCAAGCAGAGUACUUUCUCUGCUGGAAGAUUGAAGGCUUUGCUACACAAUCUCAUUCCUUCUAUUGCUGCUGCAUUGUCAAGUUCAGAUGUUCCCUUCACUUGCUUCUCUGAUAUUGAUAAGCUAUAUAAUGAUGGUCUUCUCUUAAAAGCAGAAGAGCAUAAAUUAGUCCAUCCUGCCGUGGGCAAGGUUAUGAAACAGGUUCUCAGUGUUGGUGAAAGGCUAUUGAAAUAUGAAAUCCCAGCUAUAAUAAAACGGGAUAGAUUUGCUUGGUUGCGUGACAACGAGUUUGCACGCCAGGCUUUGGCUGGGGUCAAUCCAGUGAACAUUGAGCUUCUGAAGGAAUUUCCAAUUCGCAGUAAACUAGACCCUUCUAUAUAUGGUCCUCCCGAAUCAGCACUGACAAAGGAUUUAGUAGAGCAUGAACUCAAUGGAAUGAUUGUAGAAAAGGCAAUUGAGGAGAAGAGGCUAUUUAUACUUGAUUACCAUGACAUAUUUUUACCAUUUAUCGACAAGAUGAACUCCUUACCAGGGAGAAAAGCUUAUGCCUCAAGGACAAUUCUUUUCUAUAAUCGAUCUAGUAUGCUGAGGCCUAUAGCUAUUGAGCUGUCACUUCCUCCAACACCUUCCUCACCCAGCAAUAAACGUGUUUUCACUCAUGGGCAUGAUGCUACAACACACUGGAUUUGGAAACUAGCCAAAGCUCAUGUCUGCUCCAAUGAUGCUGGGGUCCAUCAGCUAGUAAAUCACUGGUUAAGGACUCAUGCUUGCAUGGAGCCUUAUAUAAUUGCAACUCACAGACAGCUUAGUGCAAUGCACCCAAUUUUCAUGUUGCUUCAUCCUCAUAUGCGGUAUACACUAGAAAUUAAUGCACUCGCACGGCAAAGUUUAAUAAAUGGAGGAGGAGUAAUUGAGGCUUCUUUUAGUCCGGGAAAGUAUGCCAUGGAGAUUAGCUCUGCAGCAUAUAAGAGUAUGUGGCGGUUUGACAUGGAAGCAUUGCCUGCAGACCUUAUUCGCAGGGGCAUGGCAGUGGAGGAUCCUUCAAUGCCUUGUGGUAUCCGACUCGUGAUCGAAGAUUACCCUUAUGCUUCAGAUGGACUCCUCAUCUGGUCAGCCAUCAAAGAAUGGGUAGAAUCUUAUGUCAAUCACUUCUACUCUGAACAUAAAUCGGUGACAUCCGACGUCGAGCUUCAGGUCUGGUGGGAUGAGAUCAGGAACAAAGGUCACUAUGACAAGCGGAAUGAACCGUGGUGGCCUGAACUCAACACUAAAGAAGACUUAUCUGGAAUACUAACUACAAUGAUCUGGAUUGCAUCUGGUCAACACGCAGCUAUAAACUUCGGGCAGUAUCCCUUUGGAGGGUAUGUUCCUAAUCGUCCUACCCUAAUGAGAAAACUCAUUCCUCAAGAGGACGACCCUGAUUAUGAGAAAUUUAUCCUAAACCCUCAACAUACUUUCCUAUCAUCUUUGCCAACUCAACUUCAAGCCACCAAAGUGAUGGCUGUCCAAGACACAUUGUCAACUCACUCCCCAGAUGAAGAGUACUUGGGUCAGGUGAAUCAGCUACACAGCCAUUGGAUAAAUGAUCAUGAAAUACUCCAAAUGUUCAACAAAUUCUCUUCUCGGUUGGAGGAGAUAGAGCAGAUAAUAAAUAACAGAAAUAAAGAUCCCCGUCUUAAAAACAGAAAUGGUGCUGGCAUUCCCCCUUAUGAAUUGCUUCUUCCCACUUCAGGUCCAGGGGUAACAGGCCGUGGAAUCCCCAACAGCAUCUCUAUCUGAUGGGUUAAACUGGUUUGAUGUUAGUAUGUAGGUCUGGGCUAAUACAAACUGGUUUGAAGUUGUUUUGUAAUAGUUAGUAUAUUGUAUCAACUGCUUGAUGUUUUGUAAUAGUAUAGACGUAGAAUCAUAAAUAGGGUAAUCUAAACUGGGUGUGAUUCAUUCUUCUGGAAAAAUUCAAACUAUCUUCGUAGCUAAUAA